GUCUUUUCCGAUCCUUGUUAUUUCUAGACCUAUCUCUACUUGGCCGGUCAUCAUUUCUCUCGAUCUACUGCAAUCCAUGCAGAUCCUCGCUGAUAUAUAAUCUCUUGGCGGUUCCUCCGCAACGGCCCAAUCCUCCCGGCUUCUCCGCGAUUGUUUGUUUUUGCCCAGGAACAGCCCUCCCAAGACCCUUUCAGGCGGCCAGUACAGCUCAUUCCGUGCGCCCCGUCACCUACCUGCCACUGCGACUGUACAUAGUCAAUCAAAUGGCCAUGGUGGACGGUGCGGCGGACGCAGCUUCUGCAUCCUCCCCCGCCUCGGUCCAUCCCAAUAUCCCUCAGCCUCCAGUCGAGGCUCGUUCGCUCUCGUCCAUCACUACCAUCGCCUCAAACCCACCGGCCUACCCUCGGAAUCCGGCGCAAAAGAAGCUAGAUCCUCUCGUUCUCUAUAUCGUGCGCGUACCUGGAAGCAAAGAUGUAUUCCUCUCGCCAUUGAAGCCUCCGACGAAAUCAAGCAUCUCCGCAGAAGCCAUCAACGCCUCCCUUUACUACCUUCAUGUUGCGACGCCAGAGGACGAACUCCUGUUGCAGGAGGUUGAGGAGGAGCGGGAAAAACAGGCGAAACUACGAAAGGAACAAUGGAGCGACGGAGCACCGCCAGAGUUUGCGCGAUUGAACAAUGUCCGGCGAAAGCCUGUACCGGGUGGUCCUCUUCCACAGAUACCAUUGCAGCAGGAGAAUUACUCGCCGUACUCUGCUGCGGUCGACUCUCCGCCUCCGCCGACCCCGCCCCGUCCGACGCUUCGUCAAGGCUUUCCUAGUUCGGAGUCAGCUACCGCUGUUUCGGACAUCUCCGACCAUCUGGGCGACUCGCGUGGAGAUACAGGAGAGACUAGAGCAUCCCCGUUACCGCGCAGGCCUCUGCCGUUUGUGCCAACAGAGGAAGCUUCUUCAGAUUCGAUCAACAACAGUCCGGCGAAGAAGAGUAAUCGAUGGAGCGCCCUAUCGGGGUAUCUCAACAGUAAAGGGCUCGAUAACUGGAAGGAGAAGUAUGAAGCCUUGUCCGCAGGACGUAUUAGUCUGGAUGCCGGUCGGCCCGAACUACGACCGCAUACGUCUGACGGGGCCGGGUCGAAUGCUCGCCGAGCAUCGCCGUCAAGGAGCCCAGGGCAGUCUCCGCACAGAAGGCCGCGCGAGCAUGGCCAGGCCUCAGAUCGACAGGGAUUUCAUAUCACUCUCAUCCGCCGCGAUCCCACUCACGGCAUUCAAUGGAACGUUGCGACCAUCUCCACGUCCAAGACGGACCGCACCGUGGUCAACAUCGAGGUCUCGACACCGGGGUAUAACCGGUUCCUAGCCCAGGAUGAGCCUUUUUCCCUGCAGAGUCUGGGCAUAAACCUCCCGUCAGACGGACAGUCUCUGCCCUCAUCCACGCUCAAAUUUCCUACACAGGCGCACCCUGAAACACGGGCCCUGGACCCGUCCCUGCCGCGCAAAUUCCGCCGCCAGCUCUGCGUAUCGCGGCCACAUCACCACAGGGACGACUCGCGAGGCUCCCUGGAUAUGCCUACCAACAGAGCCUCACUGGACACCUUCACUGGCAGUCCGACCCGGCCGCACCACCAAGCCCACUCCAAGCUGAAAAGCGGCUACUACACCUUCACCUCCCCCUGGAACGGCAUCUGCACCUUCUCCACCAGCGUCAACGGCCGCAGCCUCAAAUGCAAGCACAUGAUCCCCACGCCCUCAUACCCAGGCAAUGGAACGAACCUCUCCACCCCCAGCGCUCCAGCCGUGACCGUCGCAGAAAUCCGCUUCAACACCCCUUUCCAAGCCGACCUCCUCAGACACCCCAGGCCACUCUUCCUCUCCAAGCCAAACAUCCCAUCCCAACGGACACGGGGUCAUCCCUCCUCAAAACGCAACUCUUUCGCCCACCUCCUCAACCCAACAACCUACACCAGACCCCGCUCCCACUCCGGCACCAGCGUGAGCACCUCCUCCGUCUCAUGCAUACCGGGGCACACACACCCACACAGACAAAGACAAACCCACACCCGCAACCCCUCCUCAAGCAGCACCAGCAGCGGCGCUGCAGACGACCCCGACCCCGACCGUCUCGACUUCUCUCUCGCGCGCGAACCAGCAGGCGGGGGACUCCGCGGCAAAAGCGCCAAACUAGGCAAACUAAUCAUCGAAGAUGAGGGGAUCAAGAUGUUGGAUUUGGUGGUUGCGGCGUGCAUGGCUGUUUGGUGGAGGGGGUAUUAUCAUUAACCUUGACUUGACUCUAGGUAGACUUAGCCUUGUUUUGGUUUGGUUUGCUUGCGGAGCAACUUAUGUUUUGGAUAAAUAGUUGGUCUAUAUGCUGUCGCCAUAUAUUGAAGAUUUGAUAGGAUAGGGUAGGAUGGGGAGAGGGUGGUUAUGUAAAGGAGGUACUUGAUUGUAUAUGAUUGGAUGAUAAUGAUUGAUGCAUGUUUUGUUUAUAGAGUUUCUGUUGAAUUGAUGGGUCAUGUAUGUACUUUACUGAGCUUGAGCUUUCGAGGCGAACACAAUGUGUGGUCAUGUAUCUGCAUUACAUUGGCACCGGUAUGGACAUAGUUCAGUUUCA
Molecule: messenger RNA, 2604 nt
Organism: Aspergillus novofumigatus IBT 16806
Lineage: Eukaryota; Fungi; Ascomycota; Eurotiomycetes; Eurotiales; Aspergillaceae
Exons: 3
Coding region: 264-2270 (668 amino acids)
Source: RefSeq, a predicted model, not a curated record